Molecule: messenger RNA, 2802 nt
Organism: Gadus macrocephalus (Pacific cod)
Lineage: Eukaryota; Metazoa; Chordata; Actinopteri; Gadiformes; Gadidae
Gene: kcnh3
Product: potassium voltage-gated channel, subfamily H (eag-related), member 3
Exons: 9
Coding region: 1-1851 (616 amino acids)
Biological process (GO): potassium ion transmembrane transport; regulation of membrane potential
Cellular component (GO): membrane
Molecular function (GO): voltage-gated potassium channel activity
Source: RefSeq, a predicted model, not a curated record
AUGUCUAACUCCUGGGAAGGUACCCAGUUCUGGUGCCUUCUUGACAUUGUGCCCAUCAAGAAUGAGAAGGGGGAGGUGGUGCUGUUCCUGGUGUCCCACAAGGACAUCACCGAAAACAAGAAGGACCAGGACCCUGAGCUGGGGGGUGAAACAGACGAGGAGACGGGCCUGAAGGUGCACCAGGUGACACGGCCCCCGGGGUUCAAUGCUAACCGGCGGCGCAGCCGCGCGGUGCUCUACCACCUGUCCGGACACCUGCAGAAACAAGACAAGAGCAAGCUGAAGCUCAACAACAACAUGUUUGGCGACAAGCCGCCCAUCCCAGAGUACAAGGUCGCCGCCAUCCAGAAGUCCCGCUUCAUCCUGCUCCACUACGGCACCUUCAAAGCCGGCUGGGAUUGGCUGAUCCUGCUGGCCACCUUCUACGUGGCGGUGACCGUGCCCUAUAACGUGUGCUUCACCGUGGUGGGGGGGCGGGACGAGGGCAGCGGGGGCGGCUCGCGGAGCCCUCCCAGUGUCAGCGACAUCCUGGUGGAGAUCCUCUUCAUGCUCGACAUCCUGCUGAACUUCCGGACCACCUUUGUCAGCACGUCGGGCCAGGUGGUGUACGACGCCCGCUCCAUCUGCGUCCACUACGUCACCACCUGGCUCUUUGUUGACCUCAUCGCUGCCCUGCCCUUUGACCUUCUCUACGCCUUCAACGUCAGUGUGUACUUUGGCGUUCACCUGCUGAAGACGGUGAGGCUGCUGCGGCUGCUGAGGCUGCUGCAGAAGCUGGAGCGCUACUCGCAGUACAGCGCUGUGGUGCUCACCCUGCUCAUGUCCAUGUUCGCCCUGCUGGCCCACUGGAUGGCCUGCGUCUGGUACUUCAUCGGCCGCAGAGAGAUCGACGGCUCCACGUCCUGGGAUAUCGGCUGGCUGCAUGAGCUGGCCAAGCGCCUGGGCACACCCUACUUCCUGUCCCCGCCCUCCUCGCUGGACCACAACUCGCUGUCCACGGCGGCCGUCUCCGGCCUCCCGGCCAAUGACAGCGGCCGCUGGAAUGCGUCGGCGGCCUCCGUGGUGGCCUCAGGGUGGGACAACUGGAACGGGAGCCUUCCCGGGGGCGUGGCUGAGACGGUCACCACUGUGAUGGGGACGAGCGGGGCGGUCGGCGCCGACGGCGGCGGGGGCGGGGGCGGUCCCGGACUAGGCGGGGGGCCGUCCAUGCGCAGCAGCUAUGUGACGUCGCUGUACUUCGCCCUGAGCAGUCUGACCAGCGUGGGUUUCGGCAACGUGUCGGCCAACACCGACUCUGAGAAGAUCUUCUCCAUCUGCACCAUGCUCAUCGGAGCCCUGAUGCAUGCGGUGGUGUUCGGUAACGUCACGGCCAUCAUCCAGAGGAUGUACUCGCGGCGCUCGCUGUACCACACGCGCACCAAGGACCUGAAGGACUUCAUCCGCGUGCACCGGCUGCCCAAAGCCCUGGAGCAACGCAUGCUGGAGUGCUUCCAGACCACCUGGUCCGUGAACAAUGGGAUCGACGUCAACGAGCUCCUGAAGGACUUUCCCGACGAGCUGCGGGCCGACAUCGCCAUGCACCUAAACAAGGAGCUGCUGCAGCUGACGCUGUUCGAGUCGGCCAGCAGGGGGUGCCUGCGCUCGCUCUCCCUCAUCAUCAAGACCUCCUUCUGCGCCCCGGGGGAGUUCCUCAUCCGGCAGGGGGACGCGCUGCAGGCCAUCUACUUCGUCUGCUCGGGCUCCAUGGAAGUCCUGAAGGACAACACUGUGCUGGCCAUACUGGGUAGGUGCAAGAGCAGUGCAUUGUGGGUAGCUCCGCCGCACUAUAUGAGCGAGUACGCCCGGGGAUAAUGCGAUAUUGGAUCUGAUACGUCGCAUCGGAUUCUUCUUUUUUUUUGUAAUUCAAAUAACGAGGAGGACAAUGGGAUGGAAGGAGAAGAAAUGAUUACUGAAAUACCUCGAAUUCAAUGUAACAGCAAAGGCUAAUGGAAUAGGAGCCGGAGAAACUGCAGGACUCUAUAAUGUGGGCCUUUUCCCAAUGACAUCGAUAAGGAGGGCCGCAAUAGGGGAACCGUCUGCUUGGCUGGUUCGCUAAGACCCCAGGUUAAUUGUUGACACAGACUUGGCGACUGAGAGGCGCACAGCGAGGAUUCUGAUCGAAGAUAGGGGCUGUGUGCUAGGCAACCUACUGAGCACAGGGGAAUCUGCAAUUCUCUUAUUUCACAGUGUCUGACUCAGAGACCGACGAGUUUUAAAACAGGAGCAUUUGAUGGACCCAUGCCACCGUACCUGAAUUGAAUUUAAUUCAAAUCAGAUGGGCUGAGAGGGAUUAUAUUCAGGCAUGAGGGCAGCAGAACAUACAUAUAUUAUGUCAUCUCUGAAAUGUUGUUCUGCUCUGAGAAGUACGUGCUUACUUGUGUGGAAUGAAACAAAACACACAUAGACAACGUCAAGACUUAACCUGGGGUCUUAGCAAACCGGCAAAUUCCAUUAACAGUGAUGAUAAGGCACUUUGCCUAGAUGGACUACGAAACGGGCGAGAGUCAGGAAGGGGCGUCUGCUCUCCAUCUGAACACGACUCUUAGAUGACCCAGAUGCAUAAUUCACAGAUUGGUAAUGCCGUUCAGAGGGAAACUGGCGGAACACAUAUGAUGUAUGGAGACAGUAGUUCAAACAGAGUGGGGGCUGAUAAUGGGAAUGGAGAGUUGACAUAGAUAAAAAAAGAGUGCAGUGCAGGGACCAGAGUCAAGCUAAUUUCACAGUGCACAGUUCACAGAGUUCUCCUCAGGACAGACCGUGGAU